Molecule: messenger RNA, 4859 nt
Organism: Diabrotica virgifera virgifera (western corn rootworm)
Lineage: Eukaryota; Metazoa; Arthropoda; Insecta; Coleoptera; Chrysomelidae
Product: Krueppel-like factor 6
Biological process (GO): regulation of transcription by RNA polymerase II
Molecular function (GO): RNA polymerase II cis-regulatory region sequence-specific DNA binding; DNA-binding transcription factor activity, RNA polymerase II-specific
Source: RefSeq, a predicted model, not a curated record
GCAACUGGUUGAACUACACUUGGAGAUUUUCAAGAUCUGAUGAACUCGCUCGGCUCUAGAAGCAAAUGUACUAGAAAACACUUUAGAAUUUUCACUACUUGAUUCCUUCGUUCGUUUAGAAAAUAUGGAAUCUUCAAAUUACAAUAAAUAUUAUGAAGUUCAGAAAAAGGAUUCACUUCUCAACGGUAACGACAAGUUUUUAGACAGCAUGAUUAAAGACAUAUUUAAUAACGACGACCACCUAUUAGAAGAAUCCAUAGCCGAUGAAAAUUUUUCCCAGUUUGAUGAUCUCAACAAAGUGCUUCCCCGACCUUUCAAAAUAAAUAUGGAGAAUAACGCUUCUGAACCUGUGGGUAUCUUCGAGAUGUCUUCACACAUAAACGACGAAACAACGUGUAAAAAGAACCCAAAAGAUCCGCCAAGUGAAGGUAAACACUUCGUCCAGAGUCCUCAUGCUUUAAUCACCCACGACUACACUCAGAAAAGAGAAGAUAAACAUUUCCCAUGUCCCUUUGCUAACAACUGUGAAGCAGUAUACGAAACAGCAUAUUCACUAAAAGCCCAUCUCAGAAGACAUUCCGGCGAGAAACCAUUCAUCUGCAACUGGUUGAACUGCACUUGGAGGUUUUUAAGAUCUGAUGAACUCGCUAGGCAUAAACGUUCUCACUCCGGAGAUAAACCAUACAAGUGCGAACUUUGUGUAAAGGACUUGGCAAGAUCUGACGAUCUGUCCAAACACAAAAAAGUCCAUAUGAAACAUAUGAGCCAAUAUGGAACAUACGACAUAAGAAAGCGUGCAAGAUGUAGUGUUUUCAAGAUCUGAUGAACUAACUAGGCUCUAAAGGCAAAUGUACUAGAAAACACCUUAGAAUUUUCAUUACUUGAUCCCUUCGUUCCUUUAGAAAAAAUGGAAUCUUCAAAUUACAAUAAAUAUGAUGAAGUUCAGAAAAAGGAUCCACUUCUCAACGGUAACGACAAGUUUUUAGACAGCAUGAUUAAAGACAUAUUUAAUAACGACGACCACCUAUUAGAAGAAUCCAUAGCCGAUGAAAAAUUUUUCCAGUUUGAUGAUCUCAACAAAGUGCUUCCUCGACCUUUCAAAAUAAAUAUGGAGAAUAACACUUCUGAACCUGUAGGUAUCUUCGAGAUGUCUUCACACAUAAACGACGAAACAACGUAUAAAAAGAACCCAAAAGAUCCGCCAAGUGAAGGUAAACACUUCGUCCAGAGUCCUCAUGCUUUAAUCACCCGCGACUAUACUCAGAAAAGAGAAGAAGAUAAAAAUUUCCCAUGGCCCUUUGCUAACAACUGUGAAACAGUAUACGAAACAGCAUAAAUAUUCACUAAAAGCCCAUCUCAGGAGAUAUUCCGGCGAGAAACCAUUCAUCUGCAACUGGUUGAACUGCACUUGGAGAUUUCCAAGAUCUGAUGAACUCGCUAGGCAUAAAGAUUCUCACUCAGGAGAUAACCAUACAAGUGCGAACUUUGUGUAAAGGACUUGGCAAGAUCUGACGAUCUGUCCAAACACAAAAAAGUCCAUAUGAAACAUAUGAGCCAAUAUGGAACAUACGACAUAAGAAAGCGUUCAAGAUGUAGUGUUUUCAAGAUCUGAUGAACUAGCUAGGCUCUUAAGGCAAAUGUACUAGAAAACACCUUAGAAUUUUCAUUACUUGAUCCCUUCGUUCCUUUAGACAAAAUGGAAUCUUCAAAUUACAAUAAAUAUGAUGAAGUUCAGAAAAAGAAUCCACUUCUCAACGGUAACGACAAGUUUUUAGACAGCAUGAUUAAAGACAUAUUUAAUAACGACGACCACCUAUUAGAAGAAUCCAUAGCCGAUGAAAAAUUUUCCCAGUUUGAUGAUCUCAACAAAGUGCUUCCUCGACCUUUCAAAAUAAAUAUGGAGAAUAACACUUGUGAACCUGUGGGUAUCUUCGAGAUGUCUUCACACAUAAACGACGAAACAACGUGUAAAAAGAACCCAAAAGGUCCGCCAAGUGAAGGUAAACACUUCGUCCAGAGUCCUCAUGCUUUAAUCACCCGCGACUAUACUCAGAAAAGAGAAGAAGAUAAAAAUUUCCCAUGGCCUUUUGCUAACAACUGUGAAACAGUAUACGAAACAGCAUAAAUAUUCACUAAAAGCCCAUCUCAGGAGACAUUCCAGCGAGAAACCAUUCAUCUGCAACUGGUUGAACUGCACUUGGAGAUUUUCAAGAUCUGAUGAACUCGCUAGGCAUAAAGGUUCUCACUCAGGAGUUAAACCAUACAAGUGCGAACUUUGUGUAAAGGACUUGGCAAGAUCGACGAUCUGUCCAAACACAAAAAAGUCCAUAUGAAACAUAUGAGCCAAUAUGGAACAUACGACAUAAGAAAGCGUGCAAGAUGUAAAGUGUUAGGAGAGAUAUAAAAACUUUUUGUACUGAAUAAACUUCGUCAAACUCAUAUCGUAUGCCUCUAGCGACGUGGUCGAGCAACUCAAAUCCUUAGUCCGUUUUUGUUUAAGCUAAUGUAAUCUUUUUAUAGUUAUAGUUCCAUAAAAGUAGUUUUAGUAUUCUCAUUCCAUGUAAGUCUGUACAAUGUUCGGAUGUUUUGCCAAAUACUUUUCUUUCGAUGUUUUCCAGUAUUAAGCUGUUACUAAUUCCGAAAGUAUUAGGGUGUCAUUGUUUUACCUUUUUUAGCAUCGGCAAUUUAGCAUCGUAUGUCCCGAAAUUCAUAAGAAGCUAAUAAAAUUUUUGUUGCUUCGAUUAUUUUAUUUUCCUUAACAUUUCCAUACCACUUUGGAACUAAUCACAUGCCAUUUCAAUUCUUUGAUGAGGGCAUCUUCAAUGGUGUGAGUUUUCGGUUAAAAAAUGCUUGGCAUUUUUUGAGCCUACCCAAGUGUGUCUGCCCAUGCCCUCGGAUUCCAGUUCCUUCUACUGUUCUAGAAUCGUCUUAUACCACUUUAUGAAAUUCUUAUUUAGCUUUGUAAUAAAUUACCAUUUGUUAGUUUAUCUUAUGCUAUUUUGACUACUCUGGUCUUCUCCAUUCUACUUGUGUGAUUAUUCUAUUUCUAUUUUUUCUUUUGUAUCCACUCGUUUAUAAUAUGUAACAUUGUCUUGUGAUAACUUCACUUCUAUUUCGGCCUUUCAGAGUAUUUCUUGUAGUUCUCCUCAGUUUUCUCAUCUCUGCAGUUUCUAAUACCCUUUGGUGUUACCCUGAUAGACAUGUCAUUAUUGAUCUUAUACUGGCUUUAUAAACUCGUUGAUUCCAUCUUAGUGUUAAUAUGUAGGUUUCGCCAUAUAGUGUUCUUAAGGCGUCUGGGUAGUUUAUUUGCAUAAAAAUGGUAGAUAAUAAUGAUUUUGUCCAUUGCUUUAAGAUUCUUAUGGAAUUAUCUUAGUCAACUGUGUAUAAGUAUUUUCAAAAUUCUACUUUCCCAAUGGUGUAACCUUAUAUUUCAUUUUGGAUUUAAUUUCUAUGUACGAGCAAAGCGUAUUCAUAACUUUCCGUACCUAAUGUUAGAGGUAUGUAUUUAGAUAAUGCAUUAAAAAAUAUGUAAAGAUAUAUUUUGUUCUCUAUAUUGUUUGCCAUGAAAUCUUUAUUUUUAAUUCUUUGACUAUCAUUUUUUUCCACACCAUUACUAUUUCAUAUUACCCAUCUAUGAAGAACAUAAUAUCAAAAACCCAAGAGAUAAAAAACUGCUACAGGAACCUAAUUUAGAUAAAUAAUUAAGUAAAAUGCUUUAUAAAAGGUAUUUUAGAAAUAAAAAUGAACGUUUAGAAAUAAACGUUUUAGAAAUAAAAAUUUCAUAAUCAGCGCUGCUUACAGAUAUAGAUGCUUGAUCCACCAAAAUAAAAGGGUUAAAGCCCUUUAAAUGUUAUAAAGUUAUAUUGUUAUAUAAAAUAAUGAGUCAUUUGUAUACAGCCGACUAAUGUACAGUAAAAAUUUCAUUUUUCAAUUUUAAUCCUUGGUGUGGUAAAAUAAGCAAAACAUUGCCUGUAAAUAAAAAAUUAAAACGUUAACGUGUUACCUACCAGUUCUAUAACUUUUAUUAUUUUGGUUAUGAGCUAUUCCAGGUCAAAUCAACACACUUUGAAUUCAUUUUUUUCCUGACCUAUUUAGAUUUUGUUAAAAUUUAGAGUACUCAUAGUGGAUGAUUAGGUGAAGAAAAAUACAAAAUUUAAAAUUUUUAUCUCGAGCCGUUUCCGAAAUAUGGUUAUGUAAAAUUUUCCAAAAAAAUCCAAAAUACCGCGACCAUACUUUAUUGGAAUGUAUAUAUAUAUUACACAGUACUAUUAUAUAUAUAUAUAUAUAUAUAUAUAUAUAUAUAUAUAUAUAUAUAUAUAUAUAUAUAUAUAUAUAUAUAUAUAUAUAUAUAUAUAUAUUAUCACUGGGCCUGUAUAUAUCACUGUAAAGAGCUUUAAAAAUGCUACAAAAUGACACCUCUCCCAGCAUUUUAGCUCAAUUAGGACAGCUUCUACGACCAUUCCAAUAAAGUAUGGUCGUGGUGUUUUGGAUUUUUUUGAAAACUUUACAUAACCAUAUAUCGGAAAUAGUUUGAGAUGAAAAUUUAAAAUUUUGUAUUUUUGUUUCCCUUAUUAGCCACUAUGAGUAUUCCAAAUUAUAACCAAUUCUGAAGAGGGGGUGAAAAUUAGGUGUGUUGAGUUGAUAGGGAAUGACCCUUAUGCAAAUGUUGCCUCACACAUUUUAUAAUUAAAAAAAGAAAUUCAUUUUCAUUAAUUUUUCUAGCAUUGACUAGUUCUGAUCCUUGUUAUUUAUUACCAAUGUUUCUGUUCUAAAAUGUGUGGUCAAUAGCAAACUGUUUUGUGUUUUGUUUACAAACAAUAUAAUGUGAUAUUAUUUCAAAAAUAAAACUGUUUUGUAAU